AUGGAACAAAAGAGCUUUCAAUUAGAAUUCGAUAUGUCGAAGCACGCAACGCAGCAGCGGCAGGAGCGAAAGCUGAUUCCUGGGAAAAGUACGGUGAAAGAGUGUUCUUUCGAAACAACGUCCGUCAUCAGUGAACUGAUACCAAAGUUGAUAAAAUGUUACGAAAAGUCCACCAUCAAACGGAUCGCUCUGAACUGCGGAAUGCCAAGGGCUAGCAACAAUCAUGCCGGAAUGCUCGUUAACUCGGCUGAUCUAUUUCGCUGGUUUGACGCACCGAGGUUUGCGGACAUUGUGGACCUGAAUCUGGACAACUGCUGUCUUGACCUUUGUGUUUUGCAGAAAAUCAAACAUCUGUUUCCUCGCCUGAAGUCUUUAACUGUGUUUGUGCCUGGUUUAAUGGUCAGUGAAGAAAACAUGCGCAUCUUGAUCGCAGGCUCAACUCCGCUGAAAACCAUGCAACGCCCUCAGAUACGUGCUACUGAAAAAAAUAUGGAAAUCGCGCAGCUUGCUGGACUCAUAACCUCUUGGCUGCCAAGCCUCGAAGUGCUACGACUUACAGACGAAAACGACUAA
Soboliphyme baturini is the source of this 573-nucleotide messenger RNA. The record is from the annotation of a GenBank genome assembly. Lineage: Eukaryota; Metazoa; Nematoda; Enoplea; Dioctophymatida; Soboliphymatidae.